AUGGCCGAGGAACCCGUUCUCGUUCUCGUCACCGGUGCCGCAGAUCUUCUUUUUCUUUUGCAGGUUGUGGUUGUUGCGAAUCCUGCAAAUACAAAUGCAUUGAUUCUGAAGGAAUAUGCACCAUCCAUCCCUGAGAAAAAUAUUACAUGUCUGACUAGAUUGGAUCAUAAUAGGGCAUUGGGUCAGAUUGCUGAGAAAUUGAAGGUUCAAGUUUCUGACGUGAAAAAUGCCAUUAUAUGGGGAAAUCACUUGUCAACUCAGUAUCCCGAUGUCAACGAUGCGACUGUUAAUACCCCAUCCGGUGAAAAACCUGUAUGUGAACUCAUUAAGGAUGAUGCAUGGUUGAAUGGAGAAUUCAUUGCUACAGUCCAACAACGUGGUGCUGCAAUUAUUAAAGCUAGGAAGCUUUCAAGUGCACUUUCUGCUGCUAGUGGUGCUUGCGACCACAUUCGUGACUGGGUUCUUGGAACUCCAGAGGGAACAUGGGUUUCAAUGGGGGUGUAUUCUGAUGGCUCUUACAAUGUGCCUGCUGGCCUCACCUAUUCGUUUCCAGUAACUUGUCGCAAUGGAGAAUGGACCAUCGUACAAGGUCUCCCAAUCAAUGAAUUCUCGCGGAAGAUGGAUGCGACAGCAGAGGAACUGACUGAGGAAAAAGCACUUGCAUACUCUUGCCUCUCUUGAAUGCCAUCUUUGGCCGUCUAGCAUCUUACAGUUUUGAAUAAUGCUGUUCUAUUAUCAUGAUUUAGAAUGUUACAGCGGCAGGAGAGCAGCUUCAAUGGAUUUCUAUGUUUUCUUUUGGCCACCGGAAAGGUACUCUUCCUUAUUGAGGGAUCCGUAAAAGAAUUGUUGGUGUGUUUACUAGUAAUCUAUGAGAUCUUAUAUGCUUAUCCGAUGCAUGAGUUUAUUAGUAGGUAUUUGGCUUGGUUUUGGU
This is a messenger RNA of Rhodamnia argentea, 931 nucleotides long. RefSeq names its product malate dehydrogenase-like. Gene Ontology annotation, molecular function: L-malate dehydrogenase (NAD+) activity. The transcript is spliced from 5 exons. Bases 1 to 681 code for a protein of 226 amino acids. The record is from RefSeq and is a predicted model, not a curated record. NCBI's taxonomy places the organism in Eukaryota, Viridiplantae, Streptophyta, Magnoliopsida, Myrtales, Myrtaceae. Gene Ontology annotation, biological process: oxaloacetate metabolic process; malate metabolic process; tricarboxylic acid cycle.